Molecule: messenger RNA, 1202 nt
Organism: Lobosporangium transversale
Lineage: Eukaryota; Fungi; Mortierellomycota; Mortierellomycetes; Mortierellales; Mortierellaceae
Product: cyclin-like protein
Exons: 7
Coding region: 89-943 (284 amino acids)
Biological process (GO): regulation of cyclin-dependent protein serine/threonine kinase activity; mitotic cell cycle phase transition
Cellular component (GO): cyclin-dependent protein kinase holoenzyme complex; cytoplasm; nucleus
Molecular function (GO): cyclin-dependent protein serine/threonine kinase regulator activity
Source: RefSeq, a predicted model, not a curated record
UUAGCCUUCAGAUCCAAAAGAGGCGGAAAAUGAAACAGAGUCCGAAAAUCACAUAUUGGCUUCUUACACCAUUCCAUUAGGCCCAUUAAUGACCAGGCGGCCCCGAAAGACCACAAGUCGGCCACGGCUGUUGAUUGUAGAUCCCUUUCCAAUGUGCCAUUAUUAUUGGAAUGAGUACUGCAAUGAUGCGUUCAAUUAUUUACUCGAGAUCGAGUCACGGUACGAUCGGUACAUGUACAUGGCGCCGGAUUCAACUUUCAGUAUCGACCGACAAGCUCUUGUUCUUUGGGUUAUUGGGAUCUGUUACCGUGAAUUCGACUAUCAACGAUCCACUGUUCAUGCUGCUAUUCAUAUAAUGGAUCGGUAUCUGAUCGCCAAAGGCUCGGAAUGCACAGUGGAGGAUCUUCAGGCUAUUGGAAUUUGUGCUAGCAUGAUUGCAGGCAAACUGGAUGAAACCGCUUGUGCUGUCAAUGUUGAACGUUGCCUAAUAUUCUGUAAUUUUUACACAAGUAAACACCUUGCGAAAACCGAGUUGGCUAUUCUUGUCGCACUCAAGUUUGAAAUUUUGGUGGCCAGUGCCACAGGGUUUGCGGAUUUUUUUAAGCGUGCUGUCCCCGCCCUACCUGAGGUUUCUGCGCUGUUCGAUUUCCUUUGCGAUAUCAGUCUGCUUUCCAGCAAGUUCCUCGACUACAAUACGUCACAGAUUGCAGCAUCUGCCAUGUGGAUUGCUCUGUGCGCUGCACACAAGGAUUGGAACGAAAAUCUGGCGAUCUUUACAGGCUACAGUCGGAUCGAUCUUACGCCAUGUUCAAUGAUAUUUAAGGAGUUGGUUGAAUCUCUUCAUGGCAACCUAAACCUACAAAACAAGUUACAAAUCGCUCUUGGCUCUCAGUACCCCUUGGCACCUUACCUUCAAACGCUAAACAAGGUUCUUGAGUGCUGAGUGCUGAGUGCUGAGUGCUGAGUGCUGAGUGCUGUGAGAGCCUCUUAUAAAUAAAGUAAUUUAAGAGUGUAUAUCCUUAUUUGCUUUAAAUAUGCACUAAAGGGAAGCAAGACACUCGAAGUUAUAUAAAGCAGCAUAAGAUGGAUCACAGACACAACACUUGUUCUGAGGUUGAAGAUACGAUAUCAUCACAACUUGGUAAGAUGCGAAUAUGUUGCUCCGAUAAUUGAUCACCGUGCCUCUGUGAAACAGUAUCUGA